This is a messenger RNA of Microbotryum saponariae, 1512 nucleotides long. The record is from the annotation of a GenBank genome assembly. Lineage: Eukaryota; Fungi; Basidiomycota; Microbotryomycetes; Microbotryales; Microbotryaceae.
AUGGAGACCGGCGAGACCGGCCCACCCCCACCAUCGGCGUCCGCGGCGACGAGCGUCCCGAUUGGGACAAAGGAGACGCAAGUCCCUAUCGCCGCCGCGACCUACGCCACCGCCGCGAUUCAAAAGACCAAGCAGACUCCCGAGCAGCAGACCCAACAACAACACCGUGCCAAGGCUUUGACCCAAAUGUUCGAAGUCAUGGGUGCUGUACCGGGCAAUCGCACCGACCGGUGGUUGCAAGCCACCUUCGCCACCGACGAGUACCCUGUCGCUACCGCUACAUCGCUCAAGUAUUCGGCUCUCAACGCCAAUCGAUCCAUUCGAAACAUCUUCGACUUUGCUCUCGACGUCACUUUGACCGUCCAAGGCGCCUCGAAGGCCUCUCCCGCGGACAAGGCCGAUCUGCUCGGUUGCGUCACGAGACUGCUCUCCCCGCAAUCGCCCCUGUGCUUCGACGCCGAGGUCACCCUUCCCGAGCACCUUGCGGCGUUUGCGCCCCAGAUUAGGGGUAUCCAACACUCGUCUUUCGUCAGGGCCGGUGUGGUCAACCACCGUAUCUCCGUGGGAUUCGUUUCGGCGAAGGCACGUGACUCGGCGCUUACGGCCCCACUGGCGCUUACUUGGCACUCUGCAAAGGCUCACUUCGCAAAGGCCCACCACUUCUACCACAACAUGGUCGAGCUGCGUAUCAACGUCGGUGUCGCAGCGGUCCCAUCCAGGGAUGCCAUUGUUGACUCUUUUAAAUCAAUUGUCACCAAAAUCACAGCCAAGGGACACCGUUGCGAGCUGGUACAAGUCUUGCGCGUGAUCCACGUCGAUAACGACUCGGCCUAUGCGCACUUGGCCGGCGAGUUUUCGGCCUUUAUCCGCUUCGACGACGACGCCCUUUUCAAAGCCCCUAACAACACGCUGAAGGAGCUCCUACCGUCGAAGGUCUCUCUAGCCACUAGAGGCAACAUGCAUACGGCGGUUCGUCACGACUACGAACGAGAAGCGGCCUGUGCUCGGUGCCACUUUGUGGGGCAUGUGGAGACCUGCGCGCUGGAACAGGAGAGGAGGCAGAAGGAAGCGAACAACAACACCGGAAGGCACAACAAGUACACAACAACCCAACCAACACCAACAACAACAACAACGACACCACCAACACCAACAACACCGACAACGACGCUUCCGAGGUUGUGGCCCCUAGCCGCGCCCUCGGAACCGACCACUCGAAUCGCGGAACCGAUUUGCGGGGCUCGAGGUCGAAGGAGGACAGGAAGGAUGACGUCGAGGAGGAGGAUGCAGGAAAAGGAGGGCGAGGAAAAGGAGCAGGUCGAAGAAGGAGAAGAGGAUACGGGCGCCAAGGCGGACGACGAGGAUUCGGACUCGGAUGGGAACGCCGGAGCGGGCAUCGACAAGGCGGGAGGCGACGACAAGGACGACGACAAGGACGACGACGAGGACGAACAGGACGACAGCUCGGAGGGAAAGCGAACAAAGGGAGGACGAAGGAAACGAUGGGGAUGA